GUAAAAUAGAAAAUUAGUAUGGUAUAAAGAAGGCUUGGGGCCUUUAAGGAAAAACUAAUCAAGAUAAUAGAUAAAAAUUGGAGGAAAUGUUGGAGAUGUUGAAGAGAUGUUGAUGAGAUGCUAAUGAGAUACUGAUGAGAUACUGGAAGCGUAUUGAUAAUAUCUUGGUAUUUUUGCUAUUAUUAAUCACCUUGGAUGGUUGAUGAACCUGUUAGCGAUUAAAACCAAAGGAAACCCUUAAAAGGAAAAGAGUAGUGGAAUAGAAUAAUCAGAGUGAUAAGUCGCUUUUAUAAAAGCAACAAAGCGAAGCAGCUAAAAAGCAAAACGAGUUUAUGGAAUAAAGCGAAGAAGGUGAAUAAAACAAAAACAAAUAAAGCAGUUUUCUUUGAAGGAUAUUUAUAAUAUCAAUAAAUUUCGCAGAAGCUUAAUGUAAUGUGUCUGAUAUCGAGUGUUGCACUUUCGCAUCAACACAAUCUGAACUGGAAUAAAAAUGAUUCUGAAUGCAGCUGGAAUCUUUUUUCUUUCUCUGCCUGUCCUUUGCGUGUGAUUCAGCCCUGCGCUCUUUCUCUUCUUUUGUUCUGCUUCUUCUACUUCUUCUUCUACUUCUUCUCCUCCUUCUCCUCCUUCUCCUUCUUCUCCUUCUUCUCCUUCUUCUUCUUCUUCUUCUUCUUCUUCUUCCUCUACUUCUGCUGCUUCUGCUUACGCUUCCUCUCUUUCUCUCUCCUCUCCCGCCAUCUCAGCGCUUUUCCUAAAAAAUCACCGCGUCGGCUCGCAGCUAUGCAGUGCCGUCCCGCUCCCGCUUCCGGUGCGCGUCGAUCCAGAAAUACGGUUCAAACGGCCAUAAGACGGCCAACAGAACGGCCGGUGAUUGGUCAGACGGAGCCAAUCCGCGCGCGCCCAUUCGUGGCUCUGCUGAAAUGACGUUACCACAACAAUGGAUCAAAACACAAUAUGCUUAUCAA
This is a messenger RNA of Ascoidea rubescens DSM 1968, 962 nucleotides long. RefSeq lists its product as uncharacterized. The record is from RefSeq and is a predicted model, not a curated record. Bases 433 to 921 code for a protein of 162 amino acids. The transcript has a single exon. Lineage: Eukaryota; Fungi; Ascomycota; Saccharomycetes; Ascoideales; Ascoideaceae.